AUGGCAAUUAGAACAAAUAGACAAAUUCUUACAAAAGGUAAGAGUUAUGCUAAUAAACAAGCAAAGAAAUUUGGUACUGAUGAAGUGACUUUUGAUAAGGAUUCUAGACUAGAUUAUCUUACCGGAUUUCAUAAACGUAAAUUGGAAAGGCAGAAGAAGGCUCGUGAAUUUAACAAAGAACAGAAUAGAUUAGCUAAAAUUGAAGAGAGAAAGAAGAUUCGUGACGAAAGAAAGCAACAACUAGAACAACAGUUGUGUGAAUUUAAAGAGAGUUUAGAAUUAGAAGCAGACAUUGGAGAAGAAUUAGAUAAUGAUGAUAUUGAUGAAAAAGAGAGUGAUCUAGAAUCAUGGAAUGGGUUUGAUGAGGAGGAGGAAGAUAAAAUCAAUCGUAUAAAUAGCAAUGGCAAUAGAAUUAAAUCUAUACUGAAAAAAGGGCAAAUCUCCACAUCGGUCUAUGAUGAUAAUACAACAGUAGAAAUUGAAAGCUUGGAACCAAACGAAAAUUUUGAAUAUUUAGCAAAGAUUAAUAAUGUGAAAUUAGAAUCCUCUGAAAAAGUUUUAAAUCAAAGUUUAAUAAGGGCCAAAAAAUAUGCUAAGUUCUUAGGAAUGGGUGAUACAGACAUCGGUGACAAUAAUGAUAGUAGUAGUAACAAAAAGAAAAAGAAAAAGAGGUUUAGAUAUUUAACUAAAAACGAAAGAAAAGAAAACCAAAGGAAGGCAUAUAGAAAUAAGCAUAGACAUUAG
Arxiozyma heterogenica is the source of this 744-nucleotide messenger RNA. It is a transcript of the gene RRP17, whose product is annotated as rRNA-processing protein RRP17. Gene Ontology annotation, cellular component: nucleolus. Bases 1 to 744 code for a protein of 247 amino acids. The transcript has a single exon. The record is from RefSeq and is a predicted model, not a curated record. Gene Ontology annotation, molecular function: rRNA binding. NCBI's taxonomy places the organism in Eukaryota, Fungi, Ascomycota, Saccharomycetes, Saccharomycetales, Saccharomycetaceae.